Anisakis simplex (herring worm) is the source of this 228-nucleotide messenger RNA. Lineage: Eukaryota; Metazoa; Nematoda; Chromadorea; Rhabditida; Anisakidae. The record is from the annotation of a GenBank genome assembly.
AUGGCUGGUGCUUACCAACCGUUCUUCAGAGCCCACGCUCAUAUCGACUGUAAACGACGUGAACCGUGGCUAUUCUCCGAGAAAACUACAGCUCUUAUUCGUGAUGCUAUCAGGCAGCGAUACUCCUUCUUACCAUAUUGGUAUACACUGUUCUACGAGCACAUGCUGACCGGUAAACCAGUGAUGCGACCACUUUGGGCGGAAUUUCCGGAUGAUGAGAACGCACUU